GAGGUGCUCGGCAAUCGCUCGGCCUCCCCCAUUCCCCGGUAACGGUCGCUGGUGAGUUUAAAUGAGCCUGGGCUGGCCGGGCCGGAGCCGCUACGGGGGGGCCUGAGGCACUGCAGAAAGUGGGCCUGAGUCUCAAGGAUGACGGUGCUGCAGGAACCCGUCCAGGCUGCUAUAUGGCAAGCACUAAACCACUAUGCUUACCGAGAUGCAGUUUUCCUUGCAGAACGGCUGUAUGCAGAAGUACACUCAGAAGAAGCCUUGUUUUUACUGGCAACCUGUUAUUACCGCUCAGGAAAGGCAUAUAAAGCAUAUAAACUCUUGAAAGGACACAGUUGUACUACACCGCAAUGCAAAUACCUGCUUGCAAAAUGUUGUGUUGAUCUCAGCAAGCUUGCAGAAGGGGAACAGAUCUUAUCUGGUGGAGUGUUUAAUAAGCAGAAAAGCCAUGAUGAUAUUGUUACUGAAUUUGGUGAUUCAGCUUGUUUUACUCUUUCAUUGUUGGGACAUGUAUAUUGCAAGACAGAUCGGCUUGCCAAAGGAUCAGAAUGUUACCAAAAGAGCCUUAGUUUAAAUCCUUUCCUCUGGUCUCCCUUUGAAUCAUUAUGUGAAAUAGGUGAAAAGCCAGAUCCUGACCAAACAUUUAAAUUAACAUCUUUACAGAACUUUAGCAACUGUCUGCCCAAUUCUUGUACAACACUAAUAUCUAAUCAUAGUUUAUCUCACAGACAGCCUGAAACAGUUCUUAUGGAAACACCCCAGGACACAAUUGAAUUAAACAGACUGAAUUUAGAAUCUUCCAAUUCAAAGUACUCCUUGAACACAGAUUCCUCAGUGUCUUACAUUGAUUCAGCUGUAAUUUCACCUGAUACUGUCCCUCUUGGAACAGGAACUUCUAUAUUAUCUAAACAGGUUCAAAAUAAACCAAAAACUGGUCGAAGUUUAUUGGGAGGACCAGCUGCUCUUAGCCCAUUAACCCCAAGUAAUUGGCUUCCUUUAUUAUUUUUUUCUAGUACAACACCUCAGGUAUUGAGCCCCACUAUUACAUCUCCCCCAAAUGCACUGCCUCGAAGAAGUUCGCGACUUUUUACUAGUGACAGCUCUACAACCAAGAAAAGAAAACCGAAGUGUUUUAUUGUGGUUUUUUUCCUUUGUUUACUAUAUUGUUUUCUCCUAGAAGGUUUGAUGAGCCUUCUUCGUGAAAUGGGAAAAGGUUAUUUAGCUUUGUGUUCAUACAACUGCAAAGAAGCUAUAAAUAUUUUGAGCCACCUGCCUUCUCACCACUACAAUACUGGUUGGGUACUGUGCCAAAUUGGAAGGGCCUAUUUUGAGCUUUCAGAGUACAUGCAAGCUGAAAGAAUAUUCUCAGAGGUUAGGAGGAUUGAGAAUUACAGAGUUGAAGGCAUGGAGAUCUACUCUACAACACUUUGGCAUCUUCAGAAAGAUGUUGCUCUUUCGGUUCUGUCAAAAGACUUAACAGACAUGGAUAAAAAUUCUCCAGAGGCUUGGUGUGCUGCAGGGAACUGUUUCAGUCUGCAACGGGAACAUGAUAUUGCAAUUAAAUUCUUCCAGAGGGCUAUCCAGGUUGAUCCAAAUUAUGCUUAUGCCUAUACUCUAUUAGGGCAUGAGUUUGUGCUAACUGAAGAAUUAGACAAAGCAUUAGCUUGUUUUCGAAAUGCUAUCAGAGUCAAUCCUAGGCAUUAUAAUGCAUGUGAAGUAGUUGAAUUAGAAUUGGAGGAGAUUUUAGAGAUAAUCUUUAAUUAUUUGGUUCAGCAUGCACUAAAAAAAUCUGAGAAGGCUUUGGAUACCCUAAAUAGAGCCAUUGUUAUUGAUCCCAAGAAUCCUCUAUGCAAAUUUCACAGAGCCUCAGUUUUAUUUGCAAAUGAGAAAUAUAAGUUGGCUUUACAAGAACUUGAAGAAUUGAAACAAAUCGUUCCCAAAGAAUCCCUCGUUUACUUCUUAAUAGGAAAGGUUUACAAGAAGUUAGGUCAAACGCACCUCGCCCUGAUGAAUUUCUCUUGGGCUAUGGAUUUAGAUCCUAAAGGAGCCAAUAACCAGAUUAAAGAGGCAAUUGAUAAGCGCUAUCUUCCAGAUGAUGAGGAGCCAAUAACCCAAGAAGAACAGAUCAUGGGAACAGAUGAAUCCCAGGAGAGCAGCAUGACAGAUGCAGAUGACACACAACUUCAUGCAGCUGAAAGUGAUGAAUUUUAACUUCUGGAAAUCAGACUUUUGCAACUGGAUGUGUGACUAGUGCUGACAUGUUUCUUGUCCCUCCAUAUACUGAGUCUUCACUCUUAAGCCGGCAUUGUCAUCAUCCGUCACUUAGACCAUGAGUGUGCCACUUUCAAUGGACCCUGACUAUACACAGAAUGAAAGGCAGUGCAAUAUUUAGCUGCUAACAAGACUGGUUCCUUUACCAGUAUGAAUGACAAUUGAGGGGGGAAGGGUGGGGAACUUUCUUUUCUUUUUUUCUUUAAUCUCCCUUUGUUGGAAAGCUGUCAUGGAAGGAAGAGUUAUGUUUUAUCUUGAAGGAACCAUUAGAUAUGGAAAACAGUGAUGAACCAGAAUUUCUUGGUCAUUUUUCCAAAAAUUUGUUUUUAUUUGGUUCUGUUCCUGAUAAACAGAGUGACUGACCUUCAUUUCUAGGUUCUUCAAGAAUGGUGUUAGCAAGUGCCAGAUGGAACAAUAAAAGACAUUGCCUAUAACAGUAACUUGAUUGCCAAGGAAUGUAAAUUACCUUAAACUUGCAGUGUCUCCUAUAAACAAAUGUCAUGGGCAUACUGGGACUCGUAUGUAGGAAUCAAAUAUCCCUCCAUAUAAUGUAUACUUAUUCUUGGCAAGAAUGCUUUAACGUCUAACCAAGAAUUUUAAUUUAUUCAUCUUGCUUCAAAGUGUUGAUCAUUGUUGUCUUGGUAUUGCAAACUUUAAAAUUGGUCCUUACCAUAUUGCCUCUUCUCUUUGAGCUCUGUGGGAUCACCUUUAACAUUCAGAAAUGACAGAGUGGUUCCCCACUGAAAAGCCAACACAAGGCCCUUAAUAUCCGUGUAAGAUCACCAUAAGAAUCACUAUGAGAACACUAAAGUGGAGAGACUUUAAGAGAUCAUGAUAGUGAAAGCCUUAAUACAAUCGGAAUUGUACCAUAACCUUGAAGCUAUAUUUGUUCAAGACAGCAUCCCUUUGACUUUUCUGAGUGUUUAAGCCGAGUGCAAGAAUGUGUGAUUACCCUUGGUUGAGGUAAUUUCCAUUGUUUUUGGCUCUCUGCUUCAGAUUAUUUUCACUAAUGUGAGUCACCAAAACGUUUACUGAGAGUGAUCGGGUAUUGAGGAUGUUGGAAAUUUUUAGGUGGGGAAAAAAAACGUUCUUAUGAAGAAGACAAGUUCUUUCCUGAGUUUGUCAUAAUAGGUUGGUGUCUUUGGGAAAUGGCCAUGAUUUUAAAGAUCUAAUUAUGCAUAUAAAAUGGGAAUUAUCAGAAUUUCACAGUACAGAUUUAAACAGUCUUAAAUUGUGUAUCUCCUUUAUUGUAAUGUUUGAAAUUUUUAGAGAAACUUUAGUUGUUAACAUUUUAUUAAGUGCCAAUGUCAGAAUAUAACGAAUUAUACUUUCUUAAGAAUGACAGGCCUACAAUUGUUAUUUUGGAUUAUUCGAUGAAGGACAAACUUAUCUAUUGGUUAUCUGUAUUUGUUAGUGAAGCUGUGAAAAUAAGGUGGAUUACAAGAGAUGUGAAAAAAA
Propithecus coquereli (Coquerel's sifaka) is the source of this 3726-nucleotide messenger RNA. RefSeq names its product cell division cycle 27 (gene CDC27). Lineage: Eukaryota; Metazoa; Chordata; Mammalia; Primates; Indriidae. The transcript is spliced from 16 exons. Gene Ontology annotation, molecular function: protein binding. The record is from RefSeq and is a predicted model, not a curated record. Bases 139 to 2208 code for a protein of 689 amino acids. Gene Ontology annotation, biological process: cell division.